CAAAAUGAGCGUACUUAUACAUUUGUGCCGAUUCAUCGGCGUAGUAAGUGGCUUCGUAGUACCAGUUGUAGGAGGGCUACACGCAGCGUCAACGGGAAAUGUAAAACACGCAAACUACUACCUAAGAGCACUGGUAUUCUGGGUCAUACUGGACAGAAUCUUCUCACCAGUGCUGUUCGCACUGCUGGGUAUAGUGUCUGACUCACUGUGGCCACUCACAUUCAGUAUACUAUCAGUGCUACUAGUAACACCAAGAUCAAGAGCAUUGGAACUCGCAGACAAAUAUACAGUCAUGGCACUCAAAAACGGACUAGUCACAGUAGCAACAACAAAGCUGUGCGAAGUAAUGGAAAUUAUCAAAGAACAGAUAGAGUCCCUUAUAUGCACUGUCAGCAGUGGAUGCAGUAAAAAGGAGGAAUGAAUAAAAAGACACCUACAAUAAUGCUAUCGUAAUAAGUGCCAAAUUAACGUAUACAGGCACUGGAUGGAGGUGUUAAAAUAACAGUAUAAGCAUACAGAAAUUUUAAUUUUAUACACGCUAAU
Molecule: messenger RNA, 543 nt
Organism: Babesia bovis T2Bo
Lineage: Eukaryota; Apicomplexa; Aconoidasida; Piroplasmida; Babesiidae
Product: putative integral membrane protein
Exons: 1
Coding region: 5-421 (138 amino acids)
Source: RefSeq, a predicted model, not a curated record